Messenger RNA from Gossypium arboreum, 1833 nucleotides. RefSeq names its product synaptotagmin-1-like. The record is from RefSeq and is a predicted model, not a curated record. The transcript is spliced from 12 exons. Gene Ontology annotation, cellular component: endoplasmic reticulum. Gene Ontology annotation, molecular function: lipid binding. NCBI's taxonomy places the organism in Eukaryota, Viridiplantae, Streptophyta, Magnoliopsida, Malvales, Malvaceae. The coding region runs from base 65 to 1684 and encodes 539 amino acids.
GAUUCAUCCCAAGAAAAUCGUGAUUUAAGGCUCGACUUACUGUUUGUGUGUGUUCGUUGAAUUGAUGGGUUUUGUGGGUACUGUGUUGGGCAUUUUUGGAUUUGGAUUUGGGAUUACAGCGGGUCUUGUGAUCGGUUAUUACUUCUUCAUCUACAUCCAGCCUAGCGAUGUCGCGGAUCCAGAAAUCCGACCUCUGGUCGAGGAAGAUCAAGAGACAUUACAAAAGAUGCUUCCAGAGAUACCAUUCUGGGUAAAAAACCCAGACUAUGAUCGUCUUGACUGGCUAAACAAGUUUUUGGAGUAUAUGUGGCCUAAUCUUAACAAGGCCAUCUGCGCAACUGUCAAGGGCAUUGUCAAACCCAUAAUUGAUGAACAAAUUCCACAAUAUAAAAUUGAUGCUGUUGAAUUUGAAGCACUUACAUUAGGAUCUUUGCCGCCAACUUUCCAAGGUAUGAAGAUUUAUGUCACGGAAGAGAAGGAGCUAAUCAUGGAACCAUCAAUAAAAUGGGCAGCAAAUGCCAAUGUUACUAUUGCUGUAAAAGCAUAUGGACUGAAGGCAACUGCUCAGGUUGUUGAUUUGCAAGUGUUUGCUCUACCACGCAUUACCUUGAAGCCUUUGGUCCCAAGCUUUCCAUGUUUUGCAAACAUCUUCGUCUCUUUGAUGGAUAAGCCUUAUGUUGACUUUGGGCUGAAGGUUGUAGGGAUUGAUCUCAUGUCAGUACCUAUUCUCUACAGGUUUGUCCAGGAAAUUAUCAAAGAUCAGGUAGCAAACAUGUAUCAUUGGCCUAAAACUCUUGAAGUACAAAUUCUGGAUCCAGCAAAAGCUUUUGAUCGACCUGUAGGCCUUCUUCACGUGAAAGUUAUAAGGGCGCUGAAACUAAAAAAGAAAGAUCUUUUGGGUGCAUCAGACCCUUAUGUGAAAAUAAAGCUAACCGAGAGUAAGCUUCCAUCUAAACAAACCACAGUGAAGAUGAAGAACUUGAACCCUGAAUGGAAUGAGGAAUUCAACUUUACAGUUAAAGAUCCACUAACGCAGAUCUUAAAACUUCAUGUUAUCGACUGGGAACAGAUUGGCAAGCAUGACAAAAUGGGUAUGAAUGAGGUUCGACUGAAAGAUCUUACUCCAGAUGAGCCAAAACUUAUGACCCUUGAACUCGUUAAAAAAAAAGACACAAACGAUGCUCAAAACGACAAGUCUCGUGGGCAGCUUGUUGUGGAACUAACAUAUAAGCCCUUCAAAGAAGAAGAGCUACCGAAAACUUUCCAACAAACGAAAACAUUGGUUAGGGCUCCUGAUAAUACACCUGAUGGUGGAGGUAUGCUUGUAGUCAUAGUCCAUGAGGCAGAAGAUGUCGAAGGAAAGCAUCACAAUAAUCCGUAUGUGCGUAUUCUCUUUAGAGGCGAGAAGAGAAAGACUAAGAAAAUAAGGAAAACCAGAGAUCCAAGAUGGGAAGAAGAGUUUACGUUUAUGUUAGAUGAACCCCCUAUAAAUGAUAAAAUUCAUUUGGAAGUUUACAGCAGUUCAUCAAGGAUAGGCCUGCGGCGCCCAAAGGAAUCACUAGGUUAUAUUGAUAUCAAUCUCUCAGAUGUUGUUAACAACAAAAGAAUUAAUGAGAGAUAUCAUCUCAUUGAUUCUAAAAAUGGACGGAUUCAAAUUGAGUUGCAGUGGAGAACUAAAGAUUAACAUGUUUCUUUCUUUUACCUUGAAUAUUGUUGAAUUUUUUCUAAUGAAAUUAAACCAUCUCUUAAUUCUUUAUUUGAUUGAAUAGGUCAUCUUAUUUGUUUGCUUCUGUAUACUAUUGUGAUAAGAGCACAACUUAAAAACAAUCUAUU